Messenger RNA from Oncorhynchus kisutch (coho salmon), 2926 nucleotides. Its product is annotated as EH domain-binding protein 1. The record is from RefSeq and is a predicted model, not a curated record. NCBI's taxonomy places the organism in Eukaryota, Metazoa, Chordata, Actinopteri, Salmoniformes, Salmonidae. Gene Ontology annotation, molecular function: protein binding.
UGACGAGGACAUGCAGAGCCUGGCCAGCCUGAUGAGUAUGAAGCAGGCUGAUAUCGGCAACCUGGAUGACUUUGAGGAGGAGGACGAGGAGAAUGAGGAGAACAGGGCCAACCAGGAGGAGAAGGCUGCUAAGAUCACAGAGAUGGUAAACCAGCUCAAUGCUCUCAGCUGCUUAGCCGGAGACCCUGAGGACUACUUCCUAAAGCUGGCUAGUAAAAGGCCAAGCAGCGCUCAGUCUCCCUCCCAAGAGCUGAUCAGUAAGCUGAACUUCCUGGAGGAGGAUCAGGACACGCCCCUUGCCCUCUGCUCCAAUCCCUUCGAAGAUCCGGCUGAUGAUGUUGAUGACCCCUCCCAUCUGGAACACACCAAUCACUUCAACCCGUUCGGUGAUGAUGAUGAUGAUGGACCCCCCUCCCUGCCCCCCUCCCUCACCCUCCGACAGGACCCAGAGGCCUACUAUGUCCAGGAACCCUCCAACCCCUUCGACGAGGACGAAGUCAACACACACUCGCACACAGAGUACAACCCGUUUGACGAGCCCGACCAGGACCCAGACCUAGUCCCCGACCCCGACCCCCAGGGGCCCCAGGUCCAGCAGCCGGAGGCUCCCAAACCCAGGGGGAAGAAGGGGGUCAGGCCGGUGGAUAUGAGCAAGUACCUGUAUGCUGACACCAACCCACCACCAGAGGACCAACUGGAUGAAUCCAACCCGUUCUACGAGCCCCGGACCUCCAGCCCAUCCCGGCCCUCCGGGGGCCCCUCUCCAGACUUCAGUAACCAGAAGAGGAGAGCCCCGCUACCUCCCAGACCUCCAGGCCCCAGCCCCUCGGCCCCCAACACCUCCAGGGAGGGGGCAGAGAGGGAGAGAUUCAUGCCCAGUGGACCCAGUGCCGUGGCAGCUGUGGUGGGGCGAGAGCUGGCCUUCUCCUCCCCUAAGCCCAGUCCUAUCCCGAGCCCAGUGCUUGGUGGGAAGCCCAACGCUAGCCAAUCCCUGCUGGCCUGGUGCCGUGAGGUCACAAAGAAUUACCGCGGAGUCAAGAUCACCAACUUCACCACAUCCUGGAGGAACGGACUGGCAUUCUGCGCCCUUCUCCAUCACUUCAGACCUGAUUACAUAGACUACAAGACCCUCAAUCCUCAGGAUAUUAAGGAAAACAACAAAAAGGCGUAUGAUGUUUUUGCCAACCUGGGCAUCAGUCGUCUGUUGGAGCCAUCUGACAUGGUUCUGCUGGCCAUCCCUGACAAGCUGACCGUCAUGACGUACCUCUACCAGAUCAGAGCCCACUUCAGUGGAGAGGAACUCAACGUGGUGCAGAUAGAAGCCAACAGCAGCCGCAGCACAUACAAGGUGGGAGACUUCGAGACAGACACCAACGCCUCCAUCGGACAGGACAAGUUCUAUGCCGAGCUAAACGUCAGUGACGCUAAUGCCCAGACCACUGGAUCCAGUGGGGACGUUAGCAUCGGAGCUAACGGCGCUAGCGCCACCAAUGGAGCCGUGGGGAAAGAGGAGGAGGAGGAGAUGGAGGUGGGGAGGAAGAGUGAGACUGUAUCUUUCUCCCUCCCUGACUUUGGGGUGUCCUCCUCCUCUCCCACCUCGCCCCCCCUCCCCUUGCCCCGCGCGGCUCUACCCCCCACCGCCACAGAGUCCUCCCACCCCAGAGCCGCGCCUCGCUACCUUGCUACCACACCUCUGGGAGACGGUCGACGUCAACUACAACUACCCCUGAAGGCAGUCACCCUGGACCUGAGCCAGCUCCCUCUGAGGACGGAGAGAGGGACGGAGAGAGGGACGGAGAGAGGGACGGAGAGGGGGACGGAGAGAGGGACGGAGAGAGGGACGGAGAGAGGGACGGAGAGAGGGAUGGAGAGGGAGAUGAGGGAGCAGGAAGGGAUGAGGGAGCAGGAUGGGAUGAGGGAUGGAGCCCCAGACAACGGGGCCCUAGAUUCAGGGUCCCCUACACGGCAAGGAACCUCGGGGCCCCCAGGGGCCUCGUCUCCCUCCUCCCACAAGCUGGGCUUCUCCUACAACCGUGAUGCUGACCUCAUCAAGAAAAAGAGGGCCAGCCUCCGUCACUCUGAGUCUGAGACCGCCUCCGACUGCAGCAACCCCACCCCUGACAACCACGCUGACACGCCCACUAAACAGGAGCCAACGCCCGUCCCCAGUUCCCCAGUGGAAAAGAAGGUGCAGUCUCGGCAGGAAGAGCUGAAGGAAAGAGCCAGGCUUCUCCUGGAGCAGGCCCGGCGGGAUGCUGCCAUGAAGGCCGGCAGCAAGCACACAGCCAAUUCAACUAACUCAGCCCCAGUUAAAACACCACAAGUCACUGACGAGAGAGACGUGGAGCGCCGGAGGCAGCUGAGGGAGAGGGCCAGACAGCUCAUCGCCGAGGCUCGUUCUGGGGUCAAGAUCACAGAGAUGCCCCUUUACGACACGACCACUGACCGAGGGAGAGGCAAAACCACCCCUACUGGAGAUGUGUUGGAUGGAGAUGCAGGUGAUGAUAAUGGGGGUGAGGAGGAGGAGGGGGGGAGAGAUGAGGAAGAUCACCAUGAUGAAACUGUGACAGAGGCUACUGCGGUAGAUACUAACCCUCCUGAGGCCCCUCCGACCUCCUCCACCAUCCAGGGGCAUCAGGAGUCUACUAACCCCAGCUCUGAGCUAACCUUUCUGGGUAAAGGGACCACCACUAACUGGCUGUGUGCUGGUGCUUCUGCUUGUUCGUUUGCUCUCUCUGUUUUGUCGGUCUGUAACUCACCCCUCAUGUGCACGACUCCACUUUCCCCUUUGACCUCUGCUUCUCAUUGGCUUGAGUCACGGCUAGCUGGGAUCCCAUUGGCCUGUAGCAGAUUCUAAAGUUCUGAGACUGGCUUUGUUUAGUUUUUUUCUAUUCCUGUACAAUUUUAUUAAAACUAGUAAUUAAAA